AUGGCGUCCGUUGAGAGUGUACCCGCGUACUUGCACCCAGGAGUCUCGGUCUCGCAACCCCCACAUCUGGAAGGCGACCCGUCGUUCGCCACGGAGAUAUUGCCUGGUCCCCCGCCUCUAGGUUCUAUCCAGCAGGUUGGUCUCCCGAGGAAAGACCACAAAAAGACCUCCCUCGCACUCUCGUAUUUGCCCGCUUCCGACCCUGGCACAACUUAUCCGAACCAUCUCGCAAACAUCCUCCCUGCUGCCCCCAUCGACAUGGAUGGGUCACGGCGGAAACGGGCUCGACUGGACAAAGGUAGCGAGCGGAAUCGAUCCCAACGUGCUUCAGCUCGUAACCUCUCCGCCGCUGGUCCCAUGUCCGACCCAAUCACGGCGCCUGAAAUCGCUGCCUCGUCAUCGCAACUUCCGCCAGACUACGACCCGCUCUUGUUGCCUUUGGACUCGGACGACGCUAUCAUGUCUCGAGCGACGACUGCGCAUGCUGAAGACUCCCCUCCGGAAACUGCACCACCCAUCAAGCGUGGUCGAGGUCGUCCCGUGAAGGAGAAUGGAAAGGGAAAGGAGCGGGAGAGGGACCCUGUGGUUAAAGUGAAGGAGGAGCCGACCAUGGUGUCGCUGGGCAACGAGGUGGUCCCGUCACUGUCCAACGAAGACCACUGCUCUGCCUGCCGUUCAUUUGGCUCUCUUGUCUAUUGCGAUGGGUGUCCCCGCGCCUUUCAUCUGUGGUGUCUCGACCCUCCGAUGGAGUCAGCAGACCUGCCAGAGGGCGAACGGUGGUUUUGCCCCGCGUGUGCCCUUGAGCAGCGACCGCCACCGAAGCCACCUGCAUCCCUCAAGUUCAUGGGGCCUCUCGUUCACGAGCUGAGCUCCAGGAUACCUUCAGAGUUUCAAUUACCACAAGAACUCCGGACGUUCUUUAAAGACGUGGGUAGUAGUAUAAGGGGUUCGUACUUGGACACCUCCGAAGUCAAGCAAGCUCGACUAAACCGUCAUGGUCAAUUGGAGGACCGCGAUCCAUACAGGCUCAAGGAUCGCAAUGGCGACCCUGUCCUCUGCUAUCAAUGCGGCACCUCUGCGCUUCCCCCAGACUUAGCCGCCGAUUCUCCCACUGCAAAGCGAGCAAGGCGAGCAACGUCUAGCGGUAGCAGCAACUACAGCGCUGGGAGGGCUGUUAUCUCGUGCGACUAUUGCCAGCUUCACUGGCACCUCGACUGUCUUAACCCGCCCUUGGUCUUUAUGCCACCUUGGAACAAGAAGUGGAUGUGCCCUAAUCAUGCGGAACGGAUACUGCUACCUAAACGUCGCAUACCCCGAGCCAACGCAACACCUAUCGAGAUCACUAAGCCUCGCCAGUGGAACAACGGCAUCAUAGAGAUCACCGGCACCGAAGCAGCCCCAGCCCCCGUCGUCGUGCCACCCAAGUUGAACGUUGACGAGGUCCUGAUCAAUGGCCGUCGGUAUCGAGUUCCGGAGAGGAUCAUCACACUUGACUUCUGGGAUAAAAUAUCCAAGAACCAGGGCGGGUACUCUGAGGCGUCUCGCGAGGUUGAAGAUUCGAGCAGAAUGUCGUCGCCACUCACAUCAUUGAGCUCGCUCGACGACGAGAGCAUACCACCUCUAUCUAUAUCUGCGGACUCCUCACUGUACACCUUGGACGACGUGCGGUUUGCGGAGCUAUUGUGUGGCCUUCGUUUACAGAAUAUCUCUUCGGCGAGCGACGGUCAAACGGGUAGUAACUCUAGUAGCCUCCCUCGGGAGAUACCGCAGGCAGGUGCUGCCACCUCCCAGACGCGGAUCAAGCGAGAAUACGGCACCCUAUCUGGGGACCCCAAUGAAUUGAGCCUGGCGACUGUCAGCCCAGCCAUCGAAGGACCAUCGUCAGUGAGGCCCACAAGGCCCCGUCGUACCGCAGUCUCCCGAACCCCUGCCCCCGCGCGGAAUAGGUCAAGAGCCGCUCGACAUGCCGGAAGAUCGACGGAUGAAGUUCCCAUGGACGUUGACCUCCCUGAACUCGUGUUCUCCUCUGGGAAGCGACCCGAUGCGCGAAGGAAGGCUGCCCGGCCCCCUGAAACUUCCGAAGGUGCAACUACGAUUGCAGAACCGAUUGUCCACACGCCAAACGCUAUCUCCAAGGCGGCCGAGGCACUAGCGGCCGCAAACUUGAUCUCGGAUUCCGUUGCGCCCAAACGCAAGAGAAGUCGCACAUCUCGAAGACGGACGUCACCCGCCCCUGCAGCUCUUGCGGAUACCCCUGUUGCUGAUUCGGGGCGCCACGCCCGCAGCCAUAACAAGCACGAAGCGUCUGCCUCUACUCACACGGGCAAGGGGAAGACGAAUGGCGCCACCGAAGGCGGUUCGUCGACCUCUCGCAGCCAUGCCAAGCCAGUGACGCCUCCCACGGCAAAUGGUCAGGCCACUUCUACGGCUGUCGUCGAGCGCAAGCCGGAUGCCACCCCUACGUUGAAGAUUCGCCUUCCUCGGCUCAGCGCCUUGAAUUCGCCCUCACUUAUCCCCCCGGCCCCGGUCGCAGACGCGGCGCCGAAGGCCUCUCCCGCCAAGGUCGCCGUCGCCUCGACUUCCUCUCGCCCACGUCGGUCACUGAGGCGGCAGGCCUCAAUCCCCACCUCCAUGAACUCGGCGACCACGAGCGAUGCGAGCUCCAGUGCGCGCGUCAACGAGACCGGACUCGCCGCCAGCCCCAUCGAGUCGUUCUAGUUGUCACCCCACGCAUCCCUAAGCACGACAGAUCGUUAUCGUUAUUCUAUCGUGUCUCGCUCUCCCCCCAUACUGUAAGGUCAUGUAUUGCACUUCG
Trametes versicolor FP-101664 SS1 is the source of this 2815-nucleotide messenger RNA. RefSeq lists its product as uncharacterized. NCBI's taxonomy places the organism in Eukaryota, Fungi, Basidiomycota, Agaricomycetes, Polyporales, Polyporaceae. The coding region runs from base 1 to 2718 and encodes 905 amino acids. Gene Ontology annotation, cellular component: Rpd3S complex. The transcript is spliced from 10 exons. The record is from RefSeq and is a predicted model, not a curated record. Gene Ontology annotation, biological process: regulation of transcription by RNA polymerase II.